Molecule: messenger RNA, 3597 nt
Organism: Hyaloperonospora brassicae
Lineage: Eukaryota; Oomycota; Peronosporomycetes; Peronosporales; Peronosporaceae
Source: the annotation of a GenBank genome assembly
AUGGCACCAGUUGACUGCCCACGUGCACCUGACGUUCCAGCGGCGAAGCACAAGCGCUCGAACACACUCGCGACGGACGAGUCCGUGCAACGAGACAACGGCGUCUCGACGUUGCAAGCCGAAACGAGUAGUCAGGCACUGACAAUGUCAAGUGUCGAAACCUUGAGGCAUGUUCAGGCCGAGUACGCGCCACUACUGGCGGACCUCACGGACCGAUUCAGCUUUUUCCGAGCAUUAUUGAGCGAGUUUUGGCCUGAGAUGCAGCGGGAUCCGCGGGACGAGACGCAGCUGCCGGUGGAGAGUGACCAGCAGUGGUUUUGGUUUACCGAGAUGCAGUUUAUGGUCAUUUUCCUCUAUGAAGUGGCGUUCAUGGAGUUCUCUGUGAGCGUGACAAAGCCCGACUCGAUUACGCUCGAGCCAAUGGCAGAUGAGAAGAGGAACCAGAAGAAGCACAGAACGACGACGGCGAUGACCGCGGCAACGGCGAAAACGACGACUACGACGCUGUCGUAUCGUCAGGAUAUGGAAGAGCGUGUGGCGUUUUUGGCCAGACUGAAGACGUACGUAACCGAUCUUGCUUCGUGCCGUUUGGAGGCGACCAAGAAGGCGAACAAGAGAAUGCCUCGAGUGUUCCGACUGGCUGAGAUGUACAAGUUGUCGGCUGGAGAAACGACGCUGCUGCAGCUGCUCGUGGUCAUGCAGGGCUGCCAGAGCAAUGCCGUACGGUGUCAGAUUCUGGACGAAGACACGCAACGCAGAGGCUUGACUUGUCAGCGACUUUCGGGGCUCUCGGAAGUAGACGUGGCCGAGUUUCGCGACGACGAACGCGAGCACGUGAAAGAAGGCACGCUCAUUGUGGAUGACGAGUCGUACGGCAUGUCGCUAACGCUGUCAAACAUCUGCGUGCGUGUACUGCUGGGACGACAUUUGACUAGUAACCAAGCGCUGAAAUUGAGUCAGACGGCGCUUGAAGAACUACUUAAGGGCGAGGGACUGUCGUUUGGGGAAAUGCUAGACACGACGACUUCUUCGUCGUCGACAGGUGCGAAUGCUCGUCGGCACAAACGUGACCGCAGUAUGGAAAAAGUAUUGAAUGGAGAGCACGAACGAAAAGCGGCGGACCAACAGCAAGAAGAUGCAAGCGACUGCGAUAUGGAUGUCAGUGAGGAACAGGAGGAUGCCGAUGCUUCUGCUUUUUCGUUCAUUGGAAAGUACAAGACUGACAGCAAGCGCGCAAAAAGCCAGGCGAAGACUGACGAGCAAUUAUUGCUGGAGUCGGCAGAGAAUGGUAGUGGCAAGCCCCAUUUAUCGUCAUCCCUGAUGGAUUCGAGCGAGUUGAAGCCGUACAGCCCAGAGAAUCAGCUCGAAUACCUCGAGGAUCGGUUCCAGGUCGUGGCGUUUGCCAUUCGUGCAUCUGGUGCACGUGUGAAAGACCAGAUGAAAGAAGCGGGGACAAAGCAGCCGUGGGAAACGUCAACACCAGCAUCUGCAGGCCGACGAGAACUCAAGGCCAAGCAGCGAGUAUACAACCGCCGCACUCAGCACCGGUUGGCGCUUACACAGCAAGCUGGUCACCCUUUGCCGCGACUCGAGGAACUGGCUGCAAAGUUCAAGCUGAAUCGAUUUGAGCAGAAUGUGAUUGUCAUGCUUAUAGGCAAGACCAUUUCGCCAGUCAUCAAGAACUUGAUCGAUGGCGUGGAUACGUCUCCUGUCCAGCGCAUGGACGAAAGCGUGAUCAUCAACCAAAUAUUGUCGAUUUUCUGUGACACUUUCCAGGAGCAAGUGGCCCACCGUGUCUUUUUUUACAAGUCCUCGCGUCUACUUACCCGCGGUCUCGUCAAGCUGCACCGGGGCCGGUGGCACUCGACGGCGGGAGACCUCGUUGAUCAGCGUGUUGAACUGGACCGCCGCGUGUUAGAUUGGGUGGUUGGUCUUGAUACGGAAAUGAAUGAGCUGGUGGAAGGCUCGGACUUGUACACCCCUAAGGUGCAGCUGGAUCAGGUCGUGCUGCCUGAAGAGCACAAAAGCACUAUCCUUGAGACCGCUGAGAGUUACGAAAGCUUUCGGAGAUAUCGCAAGAAAAGCGGGUUGGAGCAGACAGGGAUGGCGUAUGGUGCUGGUCUGGUGUUGUUGCUCUGUGGCGCUAGUGGCACCGGUAAGACGAUGACAGUGAACGCAGUUGCGCACCAACUUAAGAAACGUGUGUUACUGGUGGACUUUCCAUCGCUGCAAGGCAAGCGCCAAGAAGGUGUCGAGGCGGACGCAGAUUUGCGUGGUCUGUUUCGCGAAGCUGACAUGAGCAACGCUGUGCUGUUCUUUGACGAGUGCGAGAACAUCUUUCGGCAACGCGAUGGCGGAGGAGACCGAUUGCUGAACGCGCUGCUGACAGAGAUCGAGCGGUAUGAAGGCAUUGUGUUUCUAGCGACCAACCGACCGUUCGACCUCGACGAAGCCAUGCAUCGUCGGAUCACUGCUGUGUUCGAGUUCAAGGCACCGGACCACAUUCAACGGCGGAAGAUUUGGGAUGUGCUUUUGCUGCGGGGAGCCUUGCAAGUCGAGCCCAGUAUCGAUUUGGACGCCAUCGCGCUCAAGUAUGAACUCAGUGGUGGGUUUAUCAAAAACGCCAUCCUGUCUGCUCUGCUGAAAGCCAUCUCACGAAGCGGCGAGUCACCUGUGAUCUCGCAAGCUGACAUUGUGGCGGGCUGUGCACUGCAGAUGCGCGGCAGUCUGCACAUGAAGACGUUUGAUCAUCGCGUAGUGCCCACAAGUGGGUUGGAUGAGCUUAUUGUUGAUGAGUCCGUGAAGGAAAAGCUGCGGCGAAUAGUGCACUUUGAGAAGGCGCGCAGUGUGAUCUACGGGCAGUGGGGAUUUGACUUUGGUCAGUCCAACAAGCAGCAGAAGGGCGUGAGUGUGCUGAUCUGUGGCCCGCCAGGCAUUGGCAAGCUCAACGCUGCAAAGAGUAUCGGGUUUGAGAUUGGCCGCCCUCUGAAAGUGGUCAGCUUUGGCCAGCUGGCCGCGGACUCAGCUGCUGCUACCCGCAAGGCACUGCGGGCCGUAUUUGACGAUGCUCGUCUUAUGGACGCGGUGCUGGUGCUGACGGGUUUCGAGUCGUUUGGCAGCCACAUUGAAGGAGGCGUCAUCCCGAUCGACAACCUCGAGGCCUCACCUCGUUUCCGCAUGGAGGUGAUGCGUCUUCUGGAGCUCAUGGACACUUUCCCGAGCACGACCGUUCUGCUCGCGGACGUGGACAAGUCGGCUUCGUCGUCGUUGGUACAGUCGGAGUUUUGCCGCCGCCUCAAGUUUGUCGUGGAGAUGCGAAAUCCGAACUCGAAGCUCCGUGAGAAGCUCUGGCGCGCGUGCUUUCCUCCAACAGCACCGUUGGACACGAACAAGCCCAUUGACUUCCAGCGCCUGGCCGAUCGGUUCGACUUGAGCAGUACGGCAAUCAGUGACGCUGUGUUCCGUGCCGCUGCCAGUGCAGCUUUGCGUGAAGAGAGCACGCGCGUGAUCACGAUGAAAGACCUGACUGACGCCGCUGAAAUCGAGCGACAAAAAGCGCGCGGCGGCGCUGCAGCCAUGGAAAACCUCUUUGUCUAA